This is a messenger RNA of Pyrenophora tritici-repentis Pt-1C-BFP, 1180 nucleotides long. Its product is annotated as SGT1, Suppressor G2 allele of skp1. Lineage: Eukaryota; Fungi; Ascomycota; Dothideomycetes; Pleosporales; Pleosporaceae. The record is from RefSeq and is a predicted model, not a curated record. Gene Ontology annotation, molecular function: protein-folding chaperone binding.
AUGAACGACGCUCACAGAGCCGAUGCAGCGCUCAGCGCCAGCCGUCACGACGAAGCCAUCGAGCUCUACACCAAGGCCCUUUCUGUCAACCCUACCGCUGUCAAAUACUACAUCGGUCGCGCUACAGCUUACCAGCGUACUUCCAAGCACACAGAGUCGCUCAAGGAUGCCGAAAUCGCCGUGGUACUUGCGAAGAAGCGCGGCACACGCGAGCUCAUCAAGGAUGCCCAGUUCCGACGCGCUGUCGCCCUUUACCACCUUGGAAAGUUUGCAGACGCCAGCUUCCUUCUAAACAUAGUGAAGGUGUUUGAUGAUAAGGACAAGAUGCUGCCUAUCUGGGAAGCAAAGAUCGCCGCGAAGCUCCAAAACGUGCCAGAAGACGAGCGCAAGCCGACUAUAGAGGAGACGCCGAUUGUCGAGAUCCCUACAGCGUCAGCGCCUACCGCACCGGCCAAGGUCGAGGAGUCUGCCUCGAAGCAGACCACAGGACAAGCCCCGACUCCCAUCGCGGUGACUCCCCUGAACAAGAUCAAGACCGACUGGUACCAGGUUCACGAUACAGUAACGCUCACCAUCAUGGCCAAGGGCAUAUCGAAAGACCGAGCAGACGUCAAAAUCGAAGACGAGUCUGUCUACAUCUCAUUCCCUAUUGAUGGCACGGCCUCCGAAUAUAGCUACGCCGUCGAUCCCCUCUACGCAUCCAUCGACCCUGCGCAAUCCAAGUAUCGAAUUACGCCGAACAAAUUGGAGGUGACACUGCGGAAGGCAUCGCCGGGUGUGAGAUGGCACGAGCUUGAGCGUCCUGCCGACGUAGGCCAAAGCGACUCGACCACCGCUCAGCAGUCAACUACCGAAGUCACUGUACCAAUCCGGGAAGGGCCAGCUCCUGCAUACCCAACCUCAUCCAAGUCGGGCGCGAAGAACUGGGACAAGGUUGUAGUGGAUGAUCUGGACGACUUGGAUGAGCUCGACGGCGGUGACGAGACAUCGCGCUUCUUCAAGCAGUUAUACAGCGGGGCUACACCGGAGCAGCAGCGCGCCAUGAUGAAGAGCUACUCCGAGAGUGGCGGUACCGUUCUGAGUACUGAUUGGUCUAAUGUAGGAAAUAAGACAGUAGUGCCUGAGCCCCCUGAGGGCAUGGAGGCGAAAAAGUACUAGCAUUCUUCACAGUUUGCUCAAA